Populus nigra (black poplar) is the source of this 2580-nucleotide messenger RNA. RefSeq lists its product as uncharacterized. The record is from RefSeq and is a predicted model, not a curated record. Gene Ontology annotation, biological process: DNA integration. NCBI's taxonomy places the organism in Eukaryota, Viridiplantae, Streptophyta, Magnoliopsida, Malpighiales, Salicaceae. Gene Ontology annotation, molecular function: RNA-DNA hybrid ribonuclease activity; nucleic acid binding. The coding region runs from base 1 to 2580 and encodes 859 amino acids. The transcript is spliced from 2 exons.
AUGCCAUUCGGGUUAAAGAAUGCUGGAGCCACAUAUCAAAGGGCAAUGGUGACGCUUUUCCAUGAUAUGAUGCAUAAAGAGAUUGAAGUGUAUGUGGAUGAUAUGAUUGCCAAGUCUAAGAAUGGAGAAGAUCAUGUUCAGGUUCUAAGAAAAUUAUUUGAUAGACUAAGGAAGUAUCAGUUGAAGCUGAAUCCUGCAAAAUGCUCAUUUGGGGUAAAGUUUGGAAAGUUGCUGGGAUUUGUGAUAAGCAAUAAAGGAAUAGAGGUCGAUCCUGAUAAAGUGAAAGCAAUUCAGGCUAUGACAAUUCCUAAAACUGAGAAAGAAAAUCCCGGUACAUGGGACAAAGACUGUCAAGAGGCUUUUGACAAAAUAAAGCAAUACUUACAGAAUCCACCUUUGUUAGUGCCACAUGUGCCUGGAAGACCUUUGAUCUUGUAUUUGACAGUAGCCGAGGUAGCAAUGGGCUGUGUGUUAGGACAACAUGAUGAGUCUGGAAGAAAGGAGCAAGCUAUCUAUUAUCUGAGUAAGAAGUUUACCGAUUGUGAAUCCAGAUAUACUAUGACUGAGAAGCUAUGUUGUGCCCUUGUGUGGAGUACGAAGCGUCUUCGACAAUAUAUGUUGUAUUAUACCACCUGGUUGAUCUCAAAAAUGGAUCCGCUUAAGUACAUCUUUGAGAAACCUUACUUAUCAAGCCGAAUAGCAAGGUGGCAAGUAAUGUUGGCAGAGUAUGACAUUGUAUACAAGACAAGAACAUCUGUAAAGGGAAGUGUAAUUGCUGAUCAUUUAGCAGAUAAUGCUAUCAAAGAUUAUGAGCCUUUGAAAUUUGACUUCCCGGAUGAGGAUGUGUUGAUAGUCGAAGAAGACAAAGAGAAGAAUGAUUGGUGGAUCAUGUAUUUUGAUGGGGCAGUGAAUGUAUCUGGCAAUGGAGCAGGGGCUGUGAUAAUCUCACCUGAUAAGAAGAAAUAUCCCAUCUCAAUCAAGCUACAAUUUGAAUGUACUAACAAUACUGCUGAAUAUGAGGCUUGUAUCCUUGGCUUAGAAGCUGCUUUAGAGAUGAAGAUAAAAAAGCUUGAUGUCUAUGGGGAUUCAAUGUUAAUAAUCUGUCAAGUGAAAGGCGAAUGGCAAACCAAAGAAGAAAAAUUGAUACCCUAUCAACAAUAUCUCUCAAAACUGACUGAGGGCUUUGAUGAGAUAGAUUUUACCCAUAUGGGAAGAGACAAAAACCAGUUUGCUGAUGCUUUGACAACCUUAGCUUCUAUGGCCAAAACUGAUUACGGCAUCAGGGUACAACCAAUCUGCAUUGAGAUUAGAAAUUUUCCAGCUCAUUGUUGUGCAAUUGAAGGAGAAGUAGAUGGGAACCCAUGGUUUUAUGACAUCAAGCGGUUUAUCCAAUAUCAAGAGUAUCCCUUGGGGGCAUCUAAAGCAGAUAUGAAGACCUUGAGACGGUUAGCCAUGGAAUUUUACCUGGAUGGAGAAAUUCUAUAUAAAAGAUCAUUCAAUGGGACUUUACUAAGAUGUCUAGAUGAAAUCGAAGCUAAGGUAGCAUUGCAACAAAUUCAUGAAGGAAUUUGUGCAACUCAUGCAAGUGGGCAUAUGAUGGCCAGACAACUGCAACGAUCUGGAUACUUCUGGAUGACCAUGGAGAAAGAUUGCAUUGAUUAUGUCAGAAAAUGUCAUAAAUGUCAGGUGUAUAGUGAUAAGAUAAAUGCACCUCCAGCUCCUCUGUUCAAUAUGACAUCACCAUGGCCAUUUGCAAUGUGGGGAAUAGAUGUGAUUGGCCCAAUCAACCCAAAGGCCAGCAAUAGGCAUCAAUUUAUCUUAGUAGCCAUUGAUUAUUUCACAAAGUGGGUGGAGGCCAGCUCUUAUGUUCAUGUAACUCAAAAGGUGGUCAAGUGUUUCAUUGAGAAAGAUUUGAUUUGUCGGUACGGUUCACCUGAGAAGAUAGUGACCGACAACGCCCAAAAUUUUAAUGGGAAAAUAAUCACAGAAUUGUGUGUGAAGUGGAAAAUUAAACACUCAAAAUCGUCUCCUUACAGACCGAAGAUGAAUGAUGCUGUCGAAGCUGCAAACAAGAAUAUCAAGAACAUUAUCCAGAAGAUGGUAGUCACUUAUAAGGAUUGGCAUGAGAUGCUUCCCUUUGCUCUACAUGUGUAUCGCACAGCAGUAAGGACAUCUAUUGGAGCUACACCUUACUCAUUAGUAUUUGGGAUGGUGGCGGUGAUGCCUUUGGAAGUAGAAAUUCCAUCUUUGAGAGUACUAAUGGAAUCUGAACUAGAAGAAGCUGAAUGGGCUAAAGUGAGAUACGAGCAGCUAAACAUGAUAAGUGAGAAGAGGUUGGCUGCAAUUUGUCAUCACCAGUUAUACCAAAGAAGGAUGGCCAAAGCAUAUGACCGGAAAGUCCGACCAAGGGAAUUCAAAGAAGGGGAUCUUGUACUAAGAAAAAUCUUACCAUUACCAAGUGAGGAUAGAAGCAAGUGGGCACCAAACUAUGAAGGCCCAUAUGUAGUGAAGAAAGCAUUCUCUGGAGAUGAUGUAUCUAGGCCUGUGAACUUUGAUUCUGUGAAAAAGUACUAUGUAUGA